AUGGGCUCGCUGAGCAGCCGAGUGUUGCGCCACCAGGGGCGAGCCCGAGCCCAGCAGGAGCCGGGUUCUGGGGCUGGGGGCUCGGCCCGGAGGCGGGAGACUGGUGGCGACGCGGCCGCCCACGGCUUCUGUUACUGUCCGGGCAGCCACAAGCGCAAGCGGAGCAGCAGGGCCUUCUGCUACUGUCACCCCGAUUCCGAGACAGACGAGGAUGAGGAGGAAGAGGACGAGCAGCAGCGACUCCUCAACACCCCUCGGAGGAAAACAUUGAAGAGUACAUCCAAAUAUAUUUAUCAAACAUUAUUUUUAAGUGGUGAAAACAGUGACAUUAAGAUUUGUGCUCUAGGAGAAGAGUGGAGCUUACACAAAAUGUAUUUAUGUCAGUCUGGCUACUUUUCUAGUAUGUUCAGUGGUUCAUGGAAGGAGUCCAGCAUGAAUAUUAUUGAACUGGAGAUUCCAGACCAGAAUAUUGAUAUAGAAACACUGCAGGUGGCAUUUGGGUCAUUGUAUCGAGAUGAUGUCUUAAUAAAGCCCUGUCGAGUUAUUGCCAUUUUGGCAGCAGCUUGUAUGCUACAGUUGGAUGGUUUAAUACAGCAGUGUGGUGAGACAAUGAAGGAAACAAUUAAUGUGAAAACCGUAUGUGGCUAUUACACAUCGGCAGGGACCUAUGGACUGGAUUCCGUAAAGAAAAAGUACCUUGAAUGGCUUCUAAACAACUUGAUGACUCACCAGAAUGUUGAACUUUUUAAAGAACUCAGUAUAAAUGUCAUGAAACAACUCAUUGGUUUAUCUAACUUAUUUGUGAUGCAAGUGGAGAUGGAUGUAUACACAGCCGGAUGUUCCUUCACUGUGCCUUCUUGGAAUGGAUCUUUAAAACAGCUUUUGACUGAAACAGAUGUCUGGUUUUCUAAGAGGAGAAAAGAUUUUGAAGGUAUGACCUUCCUUGAAACUGAGCAAGGAAAACCAUUUGUGUCAGUAUUCAGACGUUUAAAGUUACGGUAUAUUAUCAGUGAUUUGGCCUCCGCGAGAAUUAUCGAACAAGAUUCUCUAGUACCUUCAGAAUGGCUAUCUUCUGUGUAUAAACAGCAGUGGCUUGCUAUGCUCCGGGCAGAACAAGACAGUGAGGUGGGGUAA
Kogia breviceps (pygmy sperm whale) is the source of this 1134-nucleotide messenger RNA. NCBI's taxonomy places the organism in Eukaryota, Metazoa, Chordata, Mammalia, Artiodactyla, Physeteridae. The record is from RefSeq and is a predicted model, not a curated record.